AUCCCCUCUUGCUCUGUUUUCUCCCUCCCUCUCUAAAGUUGCACAUGGUUUCUGUCUGAGGAGGUUUAGUUUCCUUGGGCUCUGGAUGGGAGAGGUAUGAUGCCAGAAAUCUGCAGGCAAACACACGUUUAAAACUUUGGAGCUUUGAUUAUAGCAGUGAUAGACGAGCAAGAAUAUUUAAAAUAAUCUAGACAUCAGAUUGUUUUUUAUGUUUCGUAGGCAUUUUUUGCCCAUAUGGAAUAAUAUUUAAUGUGGCUUUAUCCUGGAGUCUUUGCUUGUUGUUCACCAAUUUUCAAAUAUGUGAAAGUAAGACAUUUUUGGAAUUUUGGGCCUUUUUUGGAAAACUAGAAAAUGCUUCAGGAAUGAGUUUGCUGGCAACAUUGCAGACUACCUUUUGUUGUUGUUCCUGGACCAUUGCUUUGUGAAAGAAAAGUACAGAGGACUACAGUAUCACCACUAUCAAGUUCAGCAUCAGCAAACUAGACCACAAGUUGUUUGUAAAGGACUCUUGAGCAAGGAAUCAUGAAAGAUAACUAUGGUGGGUACGAGAACCAGCUUUUCAAAGAGGAGGAUUUCACUGGAGAGGAGGAAAUGCCUUCAUUUAGAGGUCGUAGCAGAGGCGGCUGUAUGAGGUGCCAGCAGAGCCACUCUCUCCAGCUGGCCGUCAAAGUCCUUUAUGGAUUUGUUGCAUUACUCAUCAUUACUGUAGCAGUACUAGCUUCCCUUGUGUUCAGGAAGGUUGACACCCUGUCUGAGGAGGAGUCGGUCUACCACAACACGAUAACCCGGGUUCAGCAAAGAAUAGAAGGUCUGAGCUCCACCUCUAACUGUUCCGGCUGUCUGGAUGUGACUCUGUACAGCGAGGAGAUCAGCAGGCUGAAGAGGGAGUUUGAAGACAUCCAGAAAAUGAUACUGGGACAGGAGCAGAUCCUCGACCAGGCCACCCAGACCCAGACCACACUAAAGACCACCAGCAACCGGCUGACACGCGACAUGCAAAACCACCUCAUGUCGAUCAAACUUCUCAACCAGUCGCUGGAAAGAUACCUGGAUCGGGUGGAAGGCUGGAAGGACGUAAUCGAGGAAACUGAAGAGAAAAUGAAGACGCUGGCAGAGGAUCAGUACGAUAUCAAAGCCACAGCGCAGCAAGUCAACACGACGGUGGCACUCAGUACAAUGUGGAUCGAUGCCCUGCAGAGGAAAGCAGAAGAGGAGACUCUGGUCCUCCAGAAGUUGACCACUGACUGGCAGGACUACAGCCGAGUUCUGAGCACUAUCAAAUCCAACACCAGCAGCACCACGCAAACCAUGCGUUUCCUCCAAAACAACAUUGUAGCAGAUCACCAGAGAAUCGCCAUGUCCACUGAGGUGUACUACGACCUCACCCAACAGGUGAUGAACCUGCAGAUGCAGCUUGACAAUGUGACGUCUUUCAUGGAUGAACACGAGGAGAACAUGCAUGACCUUCACUACCAUUCCAGGUACUAUGAGAACCGGACAGGUGAGCGUUUCUCUGCAUCGGAUGGUCGUCUAAACUCCAUCUCGAUGGAGAUCGACACAAUCUCCUCCAGCAUCAACGCCACCGUGAGCCACGUCCAGAGCAUGUACAAGUACAUCAACAUCGAGAGCUCGUCCUGCCAGAGUCGCAUGGGCAGACACGCUGAAGAUCUACAGAACUUGAACAACACGGUGUUGCUACUCCUCCACUUGUCUGACACACUGAGACAGCAAAACAUGCUGUUAAAUGUCCGACUGGACAUGGACGUCAGGAACCUGUCCAUGGUGAUGGAGGAGAUGAAACUUGUGGAUGUUCACCAUAUCCAGCUCAUAAAGAACUUCACUAUACUAAAAGGUGCUCCUGGAGUACCAGGGCCCAAAGGGAACCGUGGUGAGACUGGCUCAAAAGGACCCAUGGGACUGACUGGGAGUAAAGGGGACCAAGGCCCUAUAGGAGUCCGUGGGACGGCCGGAGAGAAGGGUUCUCCUGGGCCCAAAGGAGCACCAGGUGAAUCAGGCCCCAGUGGCAAUAGAGGGGCAGUAGGAAUCAAAGGAGCUAAAGGGUCUCUUGGCCCGCCAGGACCAGCUGGUGAGAAAGGCCAGAAAGGUGACCUUGGCCCCUCAGGUGUGGAAGGCCCCCCAGGAGCCACAGGUGCUCCAGGGAUCCAGGGUCAGGCAGGAUUACCAGGCAUCGUUGGGCUUCCAGGAGCAAGGGGGAAACCAGGGCCAGUAGGGCCAGCUGGACCACCUGGAACCCCUGGACCUCCAGGUUUGCCUUACCCCCAUGUCCGAACCCAGCAGUGGACCGUGACUCCUGCUGCUUAAGAGACAGUAGAAAGAUGGACAAAGACGUGGACUCAGAGGUGAUUUGUCCGGUACAACAAAGAAUUAUUGACAGAUAGAUGAAGGAAAUCAUCCAUUGUGACUGGAGACGCAAUCAUCUAUUUCUGUGGGAUUAUGCAAGACAAUUGAGAACUUAUGAACAAGUGCGACAAAUCAAAUUCAAGAUGGCGCUUUGAAGGAGGCAUUGCCCUUAUAUUAUGACACGGUCACAUGAAAGGAACCAAGAGGAAGGUUGAGAAAAUAGAAAACAGAAUUGAACUGUUGUUGAAAAGUGAGAACGAAGAAGGCCAGAAAUGGACUGUGGACGGACAUGAACAUGGUGGAGAAAACGGCCACAACACGUGUCUCAUUACUACUUUUGAUGAGUGUUUCCUUGUAAAUAAAAGCCAAAGAAUACCAAAAGACAACAAGCUUCGUCCAUAUGUGAUGACAUAGUAUGAGUGUUUACCAGAACUGAAACUUAGAUGAUGAGAUUAAAAGAAAUAAAAUAACACAUGUGUUAGUUGAUUGUACUGGAAGCGAUGAAAAUAUUUGAGGUUGUUGUCAAGCCACCAAAUUCUCUUGGGGCAUAAUAACUAGGAGGGCUGUGAACCACAUAUUUGGACUAAAGUAUUGGAGUUUUCACAUCCAGACUACUUAAAGGUUUACAUUCCCAUGCACUACUAUAUGGGCACAGAAAAUAUAUCUUUGUUUUUACAUUAUGUACACGUUUCCACAUCCUUUUCUAAUGGCUGGCACUUUAUUGAUUCUUAAAGUGUGAAAACCUUUGCAGGCAUUUCAGAGCAGGUACUCUGAAGACAUUUCUUUCAUCUUCUGGACAAAGCUGUCCGUUUAUGAUAAGGGUUUAAAUGAAUGGCCUCUGAAUUUGUGCUCUGAUGAAAUUUGGUUUACAUUGUUUGUAACGUUUGCUUCUAUUGUUGCUGUAACAGUGAAGAAAGUAACUCUCUUGUUGAUUCCCGUUGAAGCAAUUGUGAAAUAAUUUUAGGAAAGACACUCGGGCCCUUUCAGUUCCUUGAGAAGAUGGAUACCACUCUACCUUAAAAAUGUGGUAUUAAUCUUCUUAUCUAACUCAUAGAAAGAAACUAAAUAAGCAUAUUUCACAAAAUUUUGAGCUAUUCCUUUUAGUAGGCUAGGAAGGUUAUGAAACUCAUUUACCACAUAAAUGAAUAACAAUGUUUUGUUUGAAGUUUUAAACUAUCAAACACCAGACUAUUAACACUUCUGAUAGCAGAAUAAUGACUUAUACAGUAGGAGGUUUUAGGUUUUAUGAUACAUACAUAAUCAUUUAUAUUACAUCAAAAACAUCUUAUAAAAAGGGGAACGUACUAUUUUUGUAAACCUGUGUGUUGUAAUGAGAUGCGACUGGCUUGCAUCAAACUUCAAUAAAGCUUUUUUAACACUC
This is a messenger RNA of Etheostoma spectabile (orangethroat darter), 3742 nucleotides long. RefSeq names its product scavenger receptor class A, member 3 (gene scara3). The record is from RefSeq and is a predicted model, not a curated record. The transcript has 12 exons. NCBI's taxonomy places the organism in Eukaryota, Metazoa, Chordata, Actinopteri, Perciformes, Percidae. Bases 523 to 2322 code for a protein of 599 amino acids.